CCAACCCAAAACACGCGUCUUGAUUCCCUCCAUAGUCUCCAGCUCCAGCCCCGACCCGGCCGACCGCCGCCGCCGCCGCCGGAGCUCCAGUCCGCCGUCUAACGCCCCCCCUAGCGCAGCAUAAACUCCAGUGGCACAAACCCCUGGGUACCCAACCACCAACCUCGCUAAACCCCAUCCCGCUUUUUUCUUUCCGCCGGCGCUAGGGUUCCGGCCGUGAUUCGCCGGCUUUGGUUGGUUCUCCCUUCCAGGGGCGCAAGCCUCCUGACCGGGCAAGAUGUCGACGACGGCCACGAAGAAGAAGAGCAACUACAAGGAGAAGAUGGCGCGCCGGAAAGAGGAGAACAAAAAGGAAGAACCAGAGACGCCCAGGUACCGAGAUCGUGCUAAGGAGCGCCGUGAAGAUCAGAACCCAGACUAUGAACCUACAGAGCUUGGUUCGUUUCAUGCUGUGGCACCUCCUGGAGCUCCUGGAGCAGAUUUGAGGCUAGCGGAUGCCCAGAAGAUCUCAAUCGAGAAAAGCAAAUAUCUUGGAGGUGAUUUGGAGCAUACUCAUUUGGUCAAAGGGUUGGAUUUUGCUCUACUAAACAAAGUGCGAAGUGAAAUUGACAAGAAGCCUGAUGCAGAGGACGGGAAGGAUGCAAAGGCUAGGGAAACAAAAGAGGACCGGGCAAUCUCAUUCCGCACUGCAAUUGCAAAGUCUGUCUACCAAUCCAUCGUAAAGUCACAGAGCACGCCGAAGGCAAAUGAGAUGUUUCUUCCUGGUCGGAUGGCAUUUAUUUACAAUAUGGAGGAUGGACUUAUUACCAAUGAUAUUCCAACAACUCUUCACAGGAGCAAAGCUGAUUGCCCUGUUCCAGAGGAAAUGGUUACUGUCAGCGUGGAUGGUUCUGUACUUGACAGGAUUGCGAAAAUUAUGUCAUACCUUAGACUUGGAUCAUCAGGGAAGGUCUUGAAGAAGAAGAAAAAAGAGAGGGAUGCAAAAGGAAAGAAUAAUUUGGCAGGCAGCGACUACAAUGAGGGAGUAAGACCUCCCCAAACUAAUGGUUCUGCUCCUAAACACCAUUUAGACAAGGAAAUGCUACCACCUCCACCCCCACGAAAGAGUAACUUCAAAGAAAAGGAGAAACAGCCUGCCCCUAUUGCUAGGGCAGAUGAUGACGACAUAUUUGUUGGAGAUGGAGUUGACUACACUAUUCCUAACAAGGAACUGAGUCAUAGCCCCAUCUCUGAAGAUAUGGAUGAGUCCCCACAUAACCAUCAGAAUCAGUCACAUUUGACUGAACCUGUGUAUGGUCCUAUUCAACCAUCUGAACCUGCUCAAGCUUGGCAACAAGUGGGUGGUUAUGAUGCUAUUCAAGCCCAAAUGGCUGCUGCUGGAUAUCAAGGCGAGUGGCCAGGCUAUCAGUAUGCUGAACAGCAGCUGGCUUAUCCGGAACAGUACAUGCAACAGGGUGCUCUGGGAUAUGAUGUAUUAGCUGACCCAGACAUACCCCAGGAUCCAAGGUUGAUGACUCAAGCAGACAAGGAUAAGGGUCUAGGUUCUGUUUUCAAACGUGACGAUGACAGGCUUAAGCAGCUAAGGGAAAAAGAUGCACGGGAGAAGGACCCUAAUUUUAUUUCAGAUAGUUACUCCGAGUGUUAUCCUGGUUAUCAGGGUUAUAAUCAAGAGAUUGCAGGGAGUGAUGAUGAAGAUGAUUUGUCGAAGAUGGACAUGGGUGGACGGGCGAAGGGCCGUCUUCACCGGUGGGACUUUGAGACGGAAGAGGAGUGGGCGAAAUACAACGACCAGAAGGAAGCCAUGCCGAAGGCGGCGUUCCAGUUCGGGGUGAAGAUGCAGGACGGCAGGAAGACGAGGAAGCAGAACAAGGACCAGAAGCUCAACAACGACCUCCACAAGAUCAACAAGAUCCUGGCGAGGAAGAAGGGGGACAAGGACGGGGGCGAAGGACACUAUGACGAUGAUCUGCCUAGCGUGAAGAAACAACGCGCUUGAUCUUCACCAGUUGCUGCCCCCUUAGUUUUCGGUCUAUCCUGUCAGAAUUGUAAAAUGGCCAUGCCUUUUCUUUUGAGCUGAAACACUGGUGAUCGAUUUGUAAGCUAGCUCAAUGUUGUUUAUGAAUGCAUUGGUAAUUUAUCUCUGUUAUUGAAGCUGUCUUCCAUCUCAUUUGUUGUA
Messenger RNA from Brachypodium distachyon (stiff brome), 2176 nucleotides. Its product is annotated as suppressor of mec-8 and unc-52 protein homolog 2. Lineage: Eukaryota; Viridiplantae; Streptophyta; Magnoliopsida; Poales; Poaceae. Gene Ontology annotation, biological process: mRNA splicing, via spliceosome. Gene Ontology annotation, cellular component: nucleus. Bases 278 to 1996 code for a protein of 572 amino acids. The record is from RefSeq and is a predicted model, not a curated record. The transcript is spliced from 11 exons.